AUGGCAUCCGAUCCAAUUACAUCCAUCAACCUCACCUCGCUUCCAAAGGUGUCCCAAGGCAAAGUCAGAGACCUCUUCUCGCUUCCAGAAGAUGAGAAGCCCAGACUUCUCUUUGUUACUUCAGAUCGUAUAAGCGCCUAUGACGUCAUUCUCAAGAGCGGCAUACCCUCCAAGGGCAUCAUCUUGACUCUCCUCUCAGCAAAAUGGUUCGAGGUGCUCUCAUCCCGGGUCCCCGGCUUGAAGCAUCACUUCCUUCAUCUUGGCCCACCGUCUGGCGUCGUUACACCUGACGAGGCACAGAUGCUCCAAGGGCGUUCAAUGACCGUCCGCCGUCUGAAGAUCUUCCCUAUCGAGGCCAUCGUGCGUGGCUAUGUCACCGGAAGCGGCUGGGCAGAGUACGAAAAGAACCAAACAAUCCACGGUCUUCCUCAGCCAAGCGGGCUGGCUCGGUGCGAACGGCUCCCCGAGCCGAUUUACACCCCUUCAACCAAGGCAGAACUCGGUGAGAAGGACAUCAACAUCUCCCCUGACGAGGCCAGGAAGAUCGUCGGCGACAAGUAUGCCUCGCGCAUCGAGGAACUAGCCCUGGCAUGCUACAAGGCGGGGGCCGCGUACGCAGAGGAGCGCGGGAUAAUCAUCGCGGACACCAAGUUUGAGUUCGGCGUCGACGAGGAGACGGACGAAAUCUACCUUGUAGAUGAGGUUCUGACGCCCGACUCCUCCCGCUUCUGGAGCAAAGCCGACUAUCAAGUCGGACGGGAACAGGAUUCUUUCGAUAAGCAGGUGCUGAGGAACUGGCUGGUCGAUAAUGGGCUGAAGGGAAAGCCAGAUGUGGAGAUGCCCCCAGAGGUUGUCAACAAGACAAAAGCUCGCUAUACUGAAGUGUACGAGCGGCUAACGGGCAGCACCCUUGAGGAGGGGCUUGCAAAGUUGGCUGCCUAA
This is a messenger RNA of Canariomyces notabilis, 942 nucleotides long. RefSeq names its product SAICAR synthetase. Gene Ontology annotation, cellular component: cytoplasm. The record is from RefSeq and is a predicted model, not a curated record. The transcript has 12 exons. Bases 1 to 942 code for a protein of 313 amino acids. NCBI's taxonomy places the organism in Eukaryota, Fungi, Ascomycota, Sordariomycetes, Sordariales, Chaetomiaceae. Gene Ontology annotation, biological process: 'de novo' IMP biosynthetic process. Gene Ontology annotation, molecular function: phosphoribosylaminoimidazolesuccinocarboxamide synthase activity.